Molecule: messenger RNA, 1356 nt
Organism: Effrenium voratum
Lineage: Eukaryota; Dinophyceae; Suessiales; Symbiodiniaceae
Source: the annotation of a GenBank genome assembly
UCUGUCAUCGUCAAUCCAGAGCCGCCACCCCUGCGGGCUUGUUGCGUGCAGCCGCUUGAGUACACAAGGCAAGUAGGACGUGGUCAGCUCCGUCGCUGCUUCGCGUCAUGACCUCCAUGGCCUUUGCCCGCGGCGCACAGAUGUAUCAGGUGAUGUCCCCAAACAUGCCUGGCCUGAUUCAGAAGAACAUGUGCAACAUGGGCGAGGUGAACUUGCCAAACUGCCAGGGCACGGGCUUUUGCCCUAUGGGCUCCAUGGACAUGAAUGUCCACACGGGCAUGCAUGUGGCGCCAAUGAAUAAUGGCAUGGCCCCCAUUGCCGUCUUUAUGGAUCCUCAGGGCAACAUCAUUACGACGAUGAGCAUGCCCAUGAACGUGGCCCCGAGCCAGAGCGAUGGCUCUGCGUGGUCAAGCCAGCAGAUGGCCUGGUCAGACUAUGGCUGGUGCAACUGGAGCACCGAGUCUGAACACAGCGAGACCAUUCCCGAGACCAAGCCCAAAGAUGACUUGCUGAAGCUUUCGUUGGAUCGCCUGGGCUGCUGGAAAGUCCAAGCGAUGAUCCCAAAGUUUACGAAUGCUGAGCUCGAGGACCUGGCUCAGCAGCUGAAGGGCCACGUGCGCGAGCUCAUUGAGAGCCCCCAUGGAAACCACGUCAUGCAGAAGUUCAUCGAGUACGCCUCACCCCACCGCCUGGGUUUCGUACUGCGCGAGCUGAUCGCAUGGGCGCCGGCGCAUUUCUUGGCGCAGCACCGCUUCGGCUGCCGCGUGUUGGAGCGGAUCCUGGAGCACUUCCCCGAGGAGCCCAUCGCCGGCAUGCUGAAGAGCCUCGUGGACCACACGGAGGAGCUGAUGGUGCACCGCUACGGCAACUAUGUCAUCCGCGUGUUGGCGGAGCAAGGCCCAGAGCAGGCCAAGGCAGCGGUGCACAACACGCUGCGCAAGCACCUGGUGCGCUUGGCAAGGAACGACAAGGGCUGCACCCUGGUGGAUGUACUUCUGAGCUAUGGAGAGGUGACAGAGCGGAAGCCAAUUGUCCAAGAGCUGAUCAAGGUCAAGGGCCUGGUGCCCUCCAUGCAGCGUCUCCGCAGCGCCACUGAUGCGCUGUGGCGUAUUCUCCAGAUCGCUGAGGAGAUGCCAGCCGCGAAUCUGCUCUUGCAGCGUCAGAUGGACAUCUGGUGCCGCAAGUGGCAGCAACAGUGAGCGCGUGUUCUCGAGACCGCGCCAGUGGAAUGAGCCCCAGGUCUGUAGGCUUGCAGUUGCAUGACGUUGCUCCGGCCAAGGCAUGUUGAUGUCUCCUUGAGAUCUUGAGCAUCUGAUGCCAUAAAACAUGAUAGUCAGGAUCUCUUCUGACCCCACA